GCAUCGUUAACUUAUUCUACAGUUGAUGGAGCUGCAGCAGCUCCUGCUGACUUUACUACCACCAGUGGUACACUGACUGUCACUGACGAUAAUCCAGUCCAAUGUGUCAGCAUCGCAAUCAUUGAUGACAUUGACGAUGAGGAGGACAGUGAAUGUUUUGCCUUCACUGUCUCUGUCGUUACUGCCUUGGAAGGAGUGUCAUUGGGAACAUCACAAGCUACCAUCUGCAUCACUGAUAAUGAUGCUACUGAUGUGACUAUGGGACUGAGUCAGACAAUAUAUUCAGUACAGGAAGAAGACAGCUUUGCUUUGGUCUGUACAGCAGUUAUCUCUGGAAGCACUGCUGGUAGAUCAAUAGAUAUCAACUACCAAACUACUGACGGUGAUGCUCAAGCUUCAAGUGACUACAUAGCAGCCAGUGGAAACUUUGACAUGACAGACACCAACACAGUCCAGUGUAUUCCAAUAUCAAUCAUAUCAGACAGUGUCACUGAAACUGACGAGGAAUGCUUCACAUUCACCAUAUCAACCACUUCCACUUCUCCUGGCCUAAUUGUUAGCCCGACCACUGCCACCAUCUGUAUUAGAGAACCAGAAGAAGUUGGCCUUGAGCCAGUAACUAUUGGACUGAAGCAGUCGUUUUACUCCACACUGGAAGGUGAAGGACUAGUGGAGAUCUGUGUUUCAGCUGUAUUCGGCGACUUCAGUGGAAGCAAUUUCACCAUUAACUACACCACUGCUGAUGCUCAAGCAGAAGCUCCUAGUGACUAUGUGGCAGUGAGUGGAUCGGUUGAGAUAUCAGAGUCACAGACUUCCCAGUGUGUCUCAGUCUCUACUGUGAUUGAUUCAGUGGAGGAAGGGGAAGAGUGUUUCCUGGUCAGCUUUUCCUCCUCUUCCUCUGACUUCACCCUCCAGUCUCCCAGUGUGGCCACUGUCUGCAUCAGAGAUGCACCAACAGUCACUCCAGUCAGUAUCGGUCUUCAGAUGACAGAGUACUCAGUUAUAGAGCCUGAGGACUAUCAGUUUGUGUGUGCUGAGGUUCAGUCAGGAGAUGUGGCUGGGAGAGAUAUUGAGAUUGACUUUGUUGUUGAGGAUUCAGAUGGUGCUAUGACUCAGAAUGGAACUCUGCUGUUCACUGAUGAUGCCACCAUACAAUGUGUGGCAGUGUCAGUCUCAUCUGUCAGUGCUGGCUCCACUGAUGAGUCUUGUCUCACUCUCACUCUCUCUCCCACCACCACUGUCACUGGCCUCACCAUCAGUCCUGAUGUAGCCACUGUGUGUGUCACUUCUGCAGAUGAUGGAGACACCUCAGUCAUUGUUGGUAUAGAGCAAGGAUUCUACUCAGCUAAGGAAAAUGAUGGGCCUAAACAGAUAUGUGUUGAAGCUGUAUCUGGUGAUAUAAAUGGCAGGAAUAUCUUAGUUGACUUCAUGACCAUUGACGGAUCUGCAAAAGCUCCUGGUGACUUUGCCAGCACUAGGGGAACUCUACAGCUCACUGAAUACAACUCUGUGCAGUGUGUCAACAUAUCAAUUGAAAAUGACAAUGAAGAUGAGCAGGAACAAGAGUGUUUUGUAUUUACAAUCACAAGCAUGGCACUGGAAGAUGUUGUGUUAUCUACAGCUAGUGCUACAAUUUGCAUCUUUGAUGACGAUGCCACUCAGGUGACAGUUGGAUUGCAGGAUAUAUCAUAUGAAGUUGUGGAAGAUGAUAGGUUUGUCAUAGUGUGUACAGCUGUUCUAUCUGGUGACACUGCUGGAAGGACAAUCAUUACUGCCUAUCAAACAUCAAAUGGCAAUGCCAUUGCUUCAGACGAUUACACAGCAGUCAGUGGAAACUUUGACAUGACAGACACCAACACAGUCCAGUGUAUUCCAAUAUCAAUAAUAUCAGACAGUGUCACUGAAACUGACGAGGAAUGCUUCACAUUCACCAUAUCAACCACUUCCACUGCUCCUGGCCUCACUCUCAGUCCUACAUCUGCCACCAUCUGCAUCAGUGACCAACAAGAAGGAGUGACUGUCGGACUUCAGCAGUCGUACUACAUGACUGUGGAAGGAGAAGGACCAGUAGAGAUUUGCCUUGGUCUUCUCUCUGGAGAUAUAACUGGCAGUACCUUCAUUAUUGACUACAACACUAUCAAUGGCCUUGCUGAAGCUCCAUUGGACUAUGUGAUGCAAAGUGGAUCUCUUACAAUAUCAGAGGCACAAACUUCAGACUGCCUGUCGAUAUCUAUUGUGGCUGAUGUUGUAGAGGAACCUGAUAUGGAGUGUUUCGUAGUCAGGUUUUCUUCGACAGCCUCUGGUCUCAAUUUGUCUCCAAGUAUUGCCACUGUGUGUAUAAACGAAGGGCCAAGAGCUGUGCUGUCACUUAUGCCACCAGUUGUUUUGGAGGGUCAGACAGCCCAGGCAUGUCUUUCCCUCACAAGACUAGAUAGACUCUCAGAGACUGCUAACAUCACUCUUUCAACUACUGGGGUUGGAUCCACAGCAACUGGCGGUUCAGACUACAUUGCUGCAAGUCAAGAGUUCCAGAUUGGCUCUGGAAUAGCUGAGACUCAAGUGUGCCUUCCAGUCAUGACGCUAGAGGAUGAGCUUGUGGAGGACCCAGAGACACUCUCCGUUGUUGUCACUGGACUCACUGCCGGGGUAUCUUUUACUGGAUCUCCUGCCACUCUUCUCAUACACAGCAAUGAAGCUGUGUACUAUCAGCUUGUGGAAACAGUAUACGCAGUACAAGAGAACAUUAGCUCCUUCCAAGUCACAGUGGAACUCGCACCCAGCAGUGGAGACCUGCUGGAAGAUGUAACUCUGUAUGUGUCCAGUGUCGGGGGAUCGGCCAUGGAAUUAUUGGACUACCGAGCACUAGACUCAAUUCCACUCGUAUUUGCUGCUGGUUCGACGUCCGGGGACAGUUUGAGAUUCUCUGUUGAGAUAGUAGAUGACUCGCUGGUUGAAGGCAGUGAACAGUUCUUGGUCACGGUAACUGACUCUACAGCUUCAGCUAUACCUGUGGCUGGACAAGACACACUAUCUGUUGCCAUCAUUGACAAUGACUUUGAGAUUAAUGCUGGUUUUGCUGUCUUGGAAUACACUGCUGAAGAAGGAGUUGGACUGCUGGCAGUGUGUCUUGAAGUGUUUGGGCUGGACACACUCUCUCAAGCUAGUCUCGUCAGAAUUACAACUGUUCCUGGAACAGCAGAAGCCUCAUUGGACUAUGCAAUGUUGGACACAGUUGUGGUAUUUCCUAGUGGUUCUACCAGUGGAGACAUGCAGUGUAUUAACGUGACUAUACUGGAUGACGAUGUCAUUGAGGGAACUGAAACAUUCACUCUGCAAGCUUCUACUGUGGAGGCUACAUCUCUCAUCGCCAUUGACCCAUCAUUGUCAGAAACUACAGUCUCCAUUGCUGACAGUGAAAUGGUGAAUUUCAGGAUUGUGAGUCCAUCCAGAGUCAGUGAAGACAUUGGUCGGGUUGAGGUGUGUGUGGAACAGAUGAAUGGGGAACUGGGGGAAGAGAUCCAGGUCAAUGUCAGGACCACUCCAACAGGAACCAAUGCAUCUGUAUCAGAUUAUGAGUCGACUCAGUUCCAACUGGCCUUCCCUGCUGGUGUCAGAGGCCCUCGUUCGAAGUGUGGGGCCAUCACAGUCACUGAUGAUCUACUGGUGGAGGGAGAUGAGAGCGUGGCACUGAUGGCUGGCUUUCUCCAGAGCUCAUCCAGGAUCAGCCUUGUCAGCAACACAGCUUCUAUCAUUGUCACCGAUAAUGAUUAUGUGAUAUAUGGCUGGGAGAACCCAGAGUAUAAGGUGGUGGAGGACUCUGAAUCACUGGCUGUUCAUUUGUGCCUCGUACCUGAGAGUGGAACUCUCACCUUCCCAGUUGAAAUCUCCGUCACCAGCAUACCCAUCUCUGCCACUGAGGGAGAGGAUUACGAGAGAGUGAGUGAGAGUGUCCUGAUGGAAGCUGGGUUCAAGCCCGGUGCCUGCUCGCCACUUACCCUCUCAGUCAUCAAGGACGGAGUGCUGGAGAGUGAUGAGACAGUCCAGCUCUCUGCUACCGACACCAGCAGUCGUGCAAUCCCAUCCUCCAACAAUGGCGCAACUACUCUCAUCACCAUAACUGACGAUGACAGUGCAUGUCGUCAGGAACUGGAGGCUGCGAGGUCGAGUGACUGCGGCCAGUCUGCAUCAUCCUCAGCCAACUCUGCAGGGGUUGGAGGAGGUGUGGUCGGAGGAUUUGUGGCAGGGGUGUUGAUUACCAUUGUCCUUGCCGUCAUCAUACUAUUCCUUAUUGGAUGGAAAUGGUAUACUCUCCUUUUUGUAGUGUGUUCAUGUUGCACAUGGACCUGGUCACAUCCAGCACCAUGCAUGGUUGUUGGGCACACAGACCUGACCAUAUCUUGCAUUUUUGUUAGCUUAGAGGCACUAGGCCACAAUUAAUGCUACUGAUGUGGGGAAAUUGGAAUCUGCAUUGAAUCAGUUCAAAAUAGCUUUCAACGAGUGA
This is a messenger RNA of Geodia barretti, 4501 nucleotides long. NCBI's taxonomy places the organism in Eukaryota, Metazoa, Porifera, Demospongiae, Tetractinellida, Geodiidae. The record is from the annotation of a GenBank genome assembly.